Helobdella robusta is the source of this 798-nucleotide messenger RNA. RefSeq lists its product as hypothetical. Lineage: Eukaryota; Metazoa; Annelida; Clitellata; Rhynchobdellida; Glossiphoniidae. Gene Ontology annotation, cellular component: membrane. Bases 1 to 798 code for a protein of 265 amino acids. The record is from RefSeq and is a predicted model, not a curated record. The transcript has 7 exons. Gene Ontology annotation, molecular function: ligand-gated sodium channel activity. Gene Ontology annotation, biological process: sodium ion transmembrane transport.
AUGUUCAACAUGCCAUCUAACAAAUACUCACAAAAAGCUGGCCCACUUUAUGGAUUAUCUGUGAUGUUCAACGUGGAGCAGGAGAACUACAUCGGAGAAAUAUCCCAGUCGGCAGGAUUGCGCGUGGUCGUUCACGAUCCCAAACGCAUGCCCUUCCCAGAAGAUGAAGGUAUCCUUGUGCCUCCCAAUGCACUCACUCAUAUUGGAGUCACCAUGAUAAAAACGAAAAAGAUGAACGGCGUUUAUGGUAGUUGCUAUGAAGCGAGCGAUGACAAUCCCAUUAGAACAUAUUAUCAACGAGUUUUUAAUUAUAGCUACUGUGAAAAGGGGUGUUACUACACAUGUUUGAGCAAAGAGAUUGUCAAACAAUGUAAAUGCAAUGAUAUAACACUUAACGUUUUUCAUGAAUUUGACAUGAUCAAGCCAUGUUCUGUGAAAAGUCUACAAGAUAUCAGAUGUGUGAACAAAGUAUGGCAGAUGUACGUGAAUGGAAGCCUCGCGUGCGAUCCAGCCUGUCCGAUGAAAAGAUUUAAAAAAUCUUUCCUGAAUAACACUCAAAAUUAUGGAAAACUUGAGGUUUAUCUGAGAGAUUUUUCGUACAAAGUCGUUGCCGAAUCGCCAAAUUAUGAGUUUCAGCAGUUCAUAUCAGACAUCGGUGGAAUUCUCGGCUUGUACAUAGGCUUCUCCCUGCUCACCAUCGUUGAAUAUUUAGAAUUCCUUCUUGAUCUACUCAAAAUUAUCUGCCUUUCAUGUGUCAGGUAUUUUCAUAAAAAAAAUUACAACUCAAUUAAGGAAUAA